Morus notabilis is the source of this 2136-nucleotide messenger RNA. Its product is annotated as transcription factor MYB12. The coding region runs from base 156 to 1610 and encodes 484 amino acids. The record is from RefSeq and is a predicted model, not a curated record. NCBI's taxonomy places the organism in Eukaryota, Viridiplantae, Streptophyta, Magnoliopsida, Rosales, Moraceae. The transcript has 3 exons.
UCUGGUAAUUGGAAGACGACGACGACGACGACGACGAGAACCCAAAAAAAAAAAAAAAAAUCAUCAUCAUCAUCAUCAUCCGUCCUCAUCACGUCUCUGCAGCUGAAGUACUGGUACGACUGCUGGCCGGGGGGCUGAGGAGCGUAGAUAUCAGAAUGGGAAGAGCUCCGUGCUGUGAGAAAGUUGGGCUGAAGAAAGGAAGAUGGACGGCUGAGGAAGACGAGAUUUUGACCAAGUAUAUUCAGGCCAAUGGGGAAGGCUCCUGGAGAUCACUACCCAAGAAUGCCGGAUUACUGAGGUGUGGGAAGAGUUGCAGAUUGAGAUGGAUAAACUACUUGAGAGCUGACCUAAAGAGAGGGAACAUAUCGUCCGAGGAAGAAGAGAUCAUAGUAAAAUUACAUGCUACAUUGGGAAACAGAUGGUCUUUGAUAGCUAGUCACAUGCCAGGAAGAACAGACAACGAGAUAAAGAACUAUUGGAACUCUCACUUGAGCAGGAAAAUCCAUAUCUUUAGAAGGCCAAUCACAAGUGCAACUAAUACUAGUCCUACUGAUCAAACCAUACCAAAGAUCACUGAUUUAACCAAAGUACUGAAUGUUCCACCAAAGAGAAAAGGCGGUAGGGCGAGCCGAUUAGCUUCCAUGAAGAAGAAGAAGAAGAAGAACAGGAGCAAUAUUGUUAAUAACAACAUGCAAGAAGAUCAUGGCUCAAGUAGUACUGUUUCGAAGAACAAGACAAAUGAUCCGAAAGAUCAAGGCUCAUCAUCAUCUGCUAAUGAUGAUCAUGAUCAUGGUGAAGUGGUGAUCAAUCAUGAGUUGGAGAUUCCAGAGCCGCAAACUCCAACAAUGGAGAAGGAGAUCACUAGCUUGUCCCUUAAAGCCCUGGACUGCGACGUUGACGAUCAUAAGGACCUCGACGACUACCUUCUAACCGAGCCAAUCAGUCCUCCUUGUCAUGAAGCUGAUCAUGAUCAUGAUGAUCAAUCAGGAUCAGGAAUAGCACAAGCUGGCUCAUCAAGUGAUGGAGAGAAGAAGAUCACAUCGACGGAUCAAAACUCAUCAACAUUGUUACUUUGCCCUAGCUUUACUGAGGAGGAGGCUCUGGGACCAUAUGAUGAUAAAGAGGGCAUGUUGUGCUUUGAUGACAUAAUUGAUAGCGAGUUGCUGAAUCCAAGUGGGGUUUUGACUUUAAGCGAGGACAGCAUAGGAAGUAUUGGGGCAGCACAAAAUAAUAAUACAAUUUGCACGAGUCCAAACAAAGACAUCAAUAAUAGCGGUAAUUUGAGCUCAAAUGGAGACCAAAUUUGUACUACUGAGUCUUGGUUUUCGAGCUCUUCAAUGGCUUCAUCAGGUAUUAAUUUUGACGACGGUGGAGUUGAUUUGUGGGGUUGGGAAAAUACUAGCAAAUCGACUGUGGCGCUAGGGCAUGAUCAUCAUCAUCAUCAUCAUGAAGAGGCAAUGUGGGACCAGGAGAAAGAAAAAAUGUUGUCCUUGUUGUGGGAAAGUGAUAAUUGGGAAGGUGAUCACGAAGACGAUAAUAAUCACAAAUUUGGAUCGGAGAUUAUUAACUCCGACAAGCAAAACGCUAUGGUCGCUUGGCUUCUCUCCUGAUGAUCAAGAUUGAUUUAUUAUUUUGAUUUUUCUCUUAUUUUUCAGUUUUAGCCCCCUUCACCUUUUCUUUUUUUCUUUGGUUUGUAAAAAAGUACCCAUGUGUUUGAGAGACGACGUCGUUGAGUGGUGGUAAUUAAGUAGUAGUUAGUUUCAUUUUUACUCUCAGCCAGUGUUUUUAAUCAUUUGAUAUGUGUGAUUUUUUAUUUUUUAUUUUUCCCUUUCUGUGGGAGUGCUUCGCAUUAAUGUGUUAAAUCUGUAGGGGACUCGAAUUGUGAAAAUAACUGGUCUAAUUCAAGAACAACACAUCUAGAAGGAUCUGUUAAUUAAUGUUGUGCAAUUUUAAUGGUCCUGUUUCUUUUUUUGUUUUUGUUUUUUUCUUUCCCCUUUCUUUUUGGCAGUAAUAGUUGUGAUUUUGGGCCAUGGUGGGGUCUUCUGUCUGACUGUAUCCAGUGGCGUGUUGGUCCUUUAGCGACCCAAAUGUCAUUGUAUUGUACCAAAUGUGUGUCUUUGAUCUUGGUCAUGUUUA